AUGGUCAACUACGGUGGAGACGAAGUAUCUGCGCUUGUGCUCGACAUCGGCACUUCUACUGUUCGUGCGGGGUAUGCUGGGGACGACACGCCGAAAGCGGUCAUCCCGACGUGUUAUGGCCACAUGGAGGAGCAGGGGGAUGGAGACGUAAAUAUGGAGGGCGCUGAGGAAGGUGCACAAGCUCCCAAGAAGAAAACAACGCUCUACGUUGGCCAGAAUGGCCCUUCGGUUUGGAGGGCCGGAAUGCACAUCGCUCACCCAGUACAAAAUAGCCUGAUUACCGACUUCACACCAAUCCCCGCCCUCGUCUCCCAUGUAUUCAAGGAGGUUAUGCGAACAGACCCCUCCGAACAUCCCGUACUCGUAACAGAACCGGCAUGGAACACUCCAGAGAAUCGCGAGCGGAUGGCAGAAAUUAUGUUUGAAGAGUUCGAUGUCCCGGCAUUCUAUAUCGCCAAUACGGGCGUGCUGAACGCUUUCGCCGCAGGCAAGGGCUCCGCACUCGUCAUUGACGUUGGCCAAUCAACUGCAAGUGUCACACCUAUCGUUGAUGGCUUCGUCCUCCGGACAGGACUCUCUUAUUCCGGACUUCCUCAGCUGAUUCAUGCUCACUCUAAGUUCACGCUGACGACGCCACAACCUGGUCGCACCGGCAUUCAACUUAUUCCACACCAGUUAAUCACGAACAAACAGCCAGUAGACCCGACCUUCCCGCCCAAGUUCGUGCUGCGCGAGGACCGUGUGCCAGGCGUCACAGACUCAUGGCGAUCGUGGUACGAGGCACGAGAAGUCGAAGAGUGGAUCCAGAGCGUCGCUGGCGUGCUUGAUCAGGGCUGGAACGACCAGGCAGCUGCACAGCGCGGGCCAAGGCACUACGAAUUUCCGACGGGCUACAACACCUACUUCGGGCCAGAGCGCUUUAGCGUCGGCGAGCUCUACUUCUCGCAUUCGCCUCAGCUUGUCGCUUCGAAUCCGAAUCUCCCAAAGACGAUUCCCGCUUUAAUCUCGUCAGCGCUGGGCAAAUGCGACCCAGACAUCCGCCAAGUCCUUCUCGGCAAUAUCGUACUUACUGGCGGCGGAAGCAUGCUCUCUGGCUUCGCUGACCGUCUCAGCGCAGAGCUCCAGCGGAAUGUCUCACAUGUCAAAAUUCACGCGCCAGGUAAUCCUUCUGAGCGUCGGUACGGCGGUUGGCUCGGGGGCAGCAUCCUCGCUAGCCUGGGCACUUUCCACCAGUUGUGGAUCAGCAAGGAAGAGUGGAAGGAACACGGCAAGGCGAUUGUCGGGCAGAGAUGCAAAUAGAUAAUCGCCGUUUCUAGAUACCUUUGUGUCCACAAUGGCAUGCUCGUUCGCACACAUGAAGUCUCGAGACGGAGAUAUUCAAUUGCCUGAUGAGUGUACAGGGGGUUUAAACGCAACAUGAAAUAAUCCUACGGACGUACACCCACUACACGGCUUCAUCCAUUUUGCGUGGUGGUGCAGUCCCCUACGAGGGGUGGAGGGUGGUUUCCUUUGAUGACCGGGGGAGAGGCGGGAAGCGCUGCUUCCGCGAUUCCCUGCGCCAAACCGUCGCCCAGCACAGACCCGCCAGCAACUGCUCUUGCCAUUCCCAUCUCCUAUCGACCGAGAUCCACAGACGCACAGACUACCGGAAGAGAUAAGAUCAUAACACGCUCGAGCCAAAGAAUGGCAGAUAAAAGGGGAGAAGGAGAGGAAGCGACGGCGACCGCUCUGAGGUACAGUGCAAGCGUCCGGAUCAGAGAUGCGCUCGUCAAUAAUUAAGUUGAAAGGAAAGGUUGGAGAAAACCGCGCGAUGACAAAUCGAGCGGACACCAAAAUGCUGUUGUUGGUCAAUCAUACAAAUACAUCAGAAGGGGGGAGGGGGGUGCUUUGGAAUGAGCUGCGAUGCGAUGUGAUCCUCGCAUGGUUGUUCAGAAUGCCUCCACGCCCUCGCGCCUCUCGCGUGCAUCAAGCAAGGCGCCGAGAGCACCAAUGGCCUUGCGACGGCCACGGGUGGCAAAGUUCCUGGGAAUGAGCUCGUCGUUGUUGGACGGCGGACCAAUCGGCUGGCGAACAGGCGCAGCGACAAGCCGCUGCACAGACGGGGGUGCGACCGCGACAACGACGGCGGGAGCACGCCCGAUGCCGAGCCCCUCGUAGAGCUUCUUCGAAGCCUCCUCGCGAGGAGACAAGGGAGGCGCAUCGCCGAGAGAGGAGGAUGUGCGCGGCGUGCUUGGGGUGGAGCCAGACUUGGAGGACACGGAAGAACUGUCAUCGCCAUCGGCAGCAUCGGCGUCCACAGCCACGGCGUUGAUGUUUUGAGGUGCGGCCGAGUUGAACUGCAGCGCAGGGGGACGAGUCUUAAGAGGGCUGGCGGCGGGUGAGAUGCGUUCGACAGGAGGAGGGGUGAUCUUGACCAAGGGCGAGGACACGGCGCGAUUGCCGCUCAGGACCGAGUUGUUGCCACCCCGCCUCCAUGAGACAGCGGCAUCAGACUUUGACG
This is a messenger RNA of Phanerochaete carnosa HHB-10118-sp, 2500 nucleotides long. RefSeq lists its product as uncharacterized. NCBI's taxonomy places the organism in Eukaryota, Fungi, Basidiomycota, Agaricomycetes, Polyporales, Phanerochaetaceae. The transcript has 10 exons. Gene Ontology annotation, molecular function: chromatin binding. Gene Ontology annotation, cellular component: NuA4 histone acetyltransferase complex; SWI/SNF complex. The coding region runs from base 1 to 1299 and encodes 432 amino acids. Gene Ontology annotation, biological process: regulation of transcription by RNA polymerase II. The record is from RefSeq and is a predicted model, not a curated record.